This is a messenger RNA of Solea solea (common sole), 4547 nucleotides long. RefSeq names its product Ras and Rab interactor 2a (gene rin2a). Gene Ontology annotation, molecular function: guanyl-nucleotide exchange factor activity; small GTPase binding. Gene Ontology annotation, biological process: signal transduction; vesicle-mediated transport. The transcript has 12 exons. Lineage: Eukaryota; Metazoa; Chordata; Actinopteri; Pleuronectiformes; Soleidae. The record is from RefSeq and is a predicted model, not a curated record. Gene Ontology annotation, cellular component: endocytic vesicle; cytosol. The coding region runs from base 271 to 3552 and encodes 1093 amino acids.
CAGAACAAAGCAGCAGCGAAUAUUUGAGGAACAUGGAGCGAGCCGGCGUCCACCUACAUUCCUCGUCUCAAACUUGGAGGAAUGUUUUGUUUGACUAUUAACUAAACUUAGAAGAAGCGGAGUGAACGUCGACACGCGGCGACAAUGGUAGCUACAUUCCCGGCAUCUUCUCGGAGCAGCAUAGUUUUCGUGUGCCAAACUGGAGCCACACGCACUCCUUAAAAGACAGUUCAGCAGAGAGAGACCGACCGAGGGCACACUACACUCACCAUGUCUUCCGUUACUGUCCGUCGACCCUGCAGGCAGGAGAAGGGCAGUUUCUUCAAGUUGAUCGACUCGUUUGCCUUGGAUAUUGGCACAUUGAAGAAAGAGAUGGGUAAGAAGACCAAACCUGCUGAAGAGGACCACAAGGCAGACAAGACACUUCUUGGGCUUAGUGAGGAGGUGGGAGGUCUCUUCCUGCAGGCUUCACCUUGUGCUGGAAUCGGUACAGGACUCGCUGGGGCGAGAGAUUCCGGCUACGACUCCCUCCAUCGUCGGCUCAGUGUUCUGGACAGACUGGUGCAUACGCACACUGUGUGGUUACUGCUAUCUCUCAGCCACCAGGAGGCCACAUCCAUACUGCAGAACCAGCCCACUGGGACGUUUGUGGUGAGGAAGUCUGCCAGUCUACAAAGGAAAGUCAUAUCUCUCCGAAUGGACAAAGACUCUGCAGUUCCAGUCAAAAACUUCCCCGUCAAAGAGAGCCAGUACACUUUCUCUCUGGAGGGAUCAGGCUUGAGCUUUGCGGACCUUUUUCGUCUGGUGGCUUUUUGCUGCAUCAGCAGGGAUGUGUUGCCCUUCACUCUGAAGCUUCCUGAGGCUAUUGCUUCAGCCAGGAUGUCGGCAGAUCUUGAGGAAAUUGCUAAACUUGGAUCAGGCUUCUGGGGCACUCAGUUGUGCGAUAAGAAGAAGGGCUUGGUCUCGUCAUCAGGGACAGCUGCUCCCAACAGACCACCCACCCCUGCUCAGAAACCAGUCUCCUUGGCAACGGCAGUAGGGUGUCCAUGGCUUCAAACUCGCACUCCAUCUGAGCUUGAGUGUUGCCAGUCCAACGGAGCCCUGUGCUUCAUAAACCCCCUCUUUACAAAGGUCCACCAACCAGUCGGUGAUCUAAGCACCACUCCCACAGCCAAGCAGGGCCUGAGGGAGACGCCCAUUGACAACAACGUAGAAACCAACGACAAGGUAGCUGUGCACCUCUGUAGCAGCUGUCCUCAAUCCUGCAGCUCGGAACAUAGUGAUACAAACCUGUUGGGUGUCAGAAACACAGAGUUGUCAAAAGACACAAGUCCAAACAACGAUCCUCAGAAGGUGCAUGUGUCUCAGUCACCACCACCUCGGCCACCCCCACCCCGCUUUAAGACACGACGCUCAGCACCUCCUGUCCCACAGCACAACAUGCCGGAGAAGAUUUCCUGGAUCAACAUUGCUAAGGAGAAGGCUGAGGAGAGGGAGAGGGAGAGGGGCAGCAGCCUCCUUUCUCGUCUGGGCUCUUCACUAAGCAUCAGCCCCUCAUCCUCCCCUCCCAAGAGACUCAACAUCAGCUCCCCAAUCUCCAUCUCCCGGCCCUCGCUGCCAAUCUCUCUGCCAUCUCUCUCCUCUUCUCCACGUCGAGCCAAGGUCUCGCCAUCGUCCAGUCAGGAGGAUGCCCAGUGCCACCUUGCACUGGAGGAGCAAACUAUUGAGAAGGCCCUCAUUAGAGCCAAACUAUCGCAACGUAAUAAUGCUAGUAGAACUUCUGCUCAGUACUCCAGCAGUCCUCCACAAGGCUCAAUGAUGGCAAUAAACAAGCAAGCAGAGAUGCAACAAGGAGAAGAGGAAACGGGCGAGGAGUGCAGCGGCAACAACCAGAGACUGAGCGACAUGAGCCUCUCCACAGAUUCCUCAGACUCCCUGGAUUUCUCUCAAAACUCUGCUUUCUUCCUUCCUCCUCUGCACGACCCAAACCUCCCCACUGAGGCUGAUUUCAACACCCACCUCCCCCUCUCUCUCCCUCCGUCCCACCACCUGCCCUACGGCAGCAUGGAGGAAGAUGACGAUGACGACGACGACGAUGACGACGAUGAGGAUCCGGACUAUGGUGUCGGCCUUGAGAGUGACCAGGACCAAGAUCAUGACCUGACUAUGGUACCACCGGGACGUCGGAUCAGUCGUAGCCCGAGUGCCAGUGCCUUGGUUCUCCAGAAGGCCCUGCGAGGGAAACUGCGUAAGAUGAGCGGCGUUUUCAAUUCACUGCUGACACCUGAGAAGAGGGCGAUCCGCAGGGUCGUGGAGUUAUCCAGGGAUAAAGGCACGUACUUCGGCUGCCUGGUUCAGGACUACCUGAGCUACAUGGGUGAGGGUGCUGGCACUCAGGCCUGGCAGGGUUACGCCUCUGGACUUGAGCUGCUGCAAACUCUGCGGCAGUUUAUUACUCAGAUGAAGAGCUACCUGAGACAAAGCUCCGAGAUGGAGCCGCCACUUGAGAGCCUUAUUCCUGAAAAUCAGAUCGACCAAGUCCUGGAAAAGGCCAUGCACAAGUGUGUGUUGAAGCCCCUGAAGCAGGUGGUGAAUGUGGCCCUGCACGAGUUCCAGGUGCGCAGCGGAGAGUGGCAGGAGCUGAAAGAGAAUCUGGCUCUGGCCAAGGCUCGGCAUCCACAGGAAAUGGGUGUGGCUGACACUCUGCCCCCUGAUCCAAUAUCCUUAGAGAAGAUCAGAAACAAGUUCCACAACAUGUGUAAGUUAUACUCCCCAGAGAAGAAGGUCGCAGUGCUGCUGAGAGUCUGCAAACUCAUUUACACCAUCAUGGAGGACAAUUCAGGUCGUCUGUAUGGUGCUGAUGACUUCCUGCCAAUGUUUACCUACGUGUUGGCCCAGUGUGAUAUGCCCCAGCUGGACAGUGAGAUACUUUACAUGAUGGAGCUACUGGACCCUUCACAGCUUCAUGGAGAAGGUGGUUACUACCUCACCAGCGCCUAUGGAGCCAUGUCCCUGAUCAGAAACUUCCAGGAGGAGCAGGCAGCCAGGGUGCUGAGCUCUGAAACCAGAGACACACUCCACCAGUGGCACCGACGCCGCACAGCCCAGCGCUCUGCACCAUCCAUCGAUGACUUUCAGAACUACCUGCGGGUGGCACUGCAGGAGCUGGACAGCGGCUGCACGGCUAAGACUGUGCAGGUGCGACCUUAUGCCACAGUGGAGGAGGUGUGCCAGCUGUGCGCCCACAAGUUCAAAGUGUCAGACGCUGACAAGUACGGCCUGUUCCUGCUGAUGGAGGGCAGCAGUCAGCAGCUGGCACCGGACACCCACCCUCAGAAGAUCAAAGCCGAGCUCCUCAGCCGCCCGCAGCCUCCGCCUUUCCACUUCGUCUUCCGCCGCUUGGCUCCCAACAACGCUCUACCCGACCUCGGUGUGACCUCUGACCCCCAGGCUAACUUGAACGAGCUGAGCGCGGACCUGUCCGGCUGCUCUCGGGAUAGGCCGAGCUUCAGCCUUGGUCUCAGUGUGUCGGGCAGCGAGCUUGAGGUUUGAACAGAGUCUUUGUCUCUCACUCGUCCUCCAUAACAAACAACAUGUUGUCAAAACAGUGUGCCGUGCCAGUCUCUGCCAAGUCCAACUUCUCCUUUCUGGAUGGCACAUCUGUGUCGGUCCAGUCCUUCCUGACAGACAUGGCGAAACAGGAAAAGAAGAGAGGAGGGAAGGAAAUGAGAGAGGAUGGAGUGUUUUGUUUUUACGGCGUCAGAGCAGCACUUUGCUGACAGCAGCUCUUAAAAGCUGUUGGACGUCGACGACCAUGUGUCCUGUCCUGCAUUCAUGCUGGUGCUUUACUUACAGAUAUUGCCUGAUCUCAGAGCCAUACAAAACUAAUCUUUGAUUCAUCUCUUCUAUAAAUUAUAGUGUAUUUAGGUGAUCUGUAUAACCAUUAUUUACUUGUUACAGUUGCUGGUAAACUGUAUGUUGUUGUUUCUGGUUUUAAACUGUUCUUUUUUACAUGUUUGUUUUAAAUGGGUUUUGGCACCACCCAGUGGAACGUUGUAUAUAUAGCAAGCUGAUCAUUUCCCAUGAUUUAGAUUUGAAUGAAAACUCUUAAAGGCUGAGGUGGUUUAACAACCUUCCAAAUAAGUAUGUCAUGUGAUUUAUGUUUCUACUUUGCUGUAGAAUUCCACAUUAUGCAUUAUGUAUCUCAUCAUUAUCAGCAAAAGCUAUUUUAAAACCCGUGUUGCCAGUAAAGACAGUAGCUACUGGCUGUCGCUAAAUGACGUUGCCGCCUAAUUUGCAUAAUUGGCUAUGUUUAUGUAAUUGUAAUAUACGCUGUAGGAGAGAGGAGUAACGUUGUGGGAGAGACAGGAAGUGAGUGAAAUCACCCUGGAUGUGUUCAAAACUACGGCAACGUAGGAACAUUUUUUGUGUACAAUUGGAAAACAAAAGAAAGGGUCAGCGGUACAUGUGAGAAAAUGAUGGUAACUAGUCAUUUACAUGUUACAUGUUACAUGCUACAUGCUACAUGUUACAUGUUACAUGUAAAU